Molecule: messenger RNA, 1843 nt
Organism: Engraulis encrasicolus (European anchovy)
Lineage: Eukaryota; Metazoa; Chordata; Actinopteri; Clupeiformes; Engraulidae
Product: bile salt-activated lipase-like
Exons: 11
Coding region: 32-1696 (554 amino acids)
Biological process (GO): pancreatic juice secretion; ceramide catabolic process
Molecular function (GO): triacylglycerol lipase activity; retinyl-palmitate esterase activity; sterol ester esterase activity
Source: RefSeq, a predicted model, not a curated record
CAGUAGUGCUGCUGACAGUAGUUCUGUAGCCAUGGCUGUACUGCACGGACUCCUGCUGGCCCUCGCCCUCUGUCUGGGCUCUACCUCCGCUGCCACAUUGGGAACUGUGCUGACUGAAGGUGGUAUGGUGAGUGGAGACAACUAUGGUGUUUCCGGACUAUUCCACUACAUGGACCGGUUCAGAGGAAUCCCCUUCGCUGCUCCCCCCGGCCGCUUUGAGAAGCCACAACCCCACCCUGGCUGGGACGGUGUGCUGAAAGCCACAGAUUACAGGAAGAGAUGCCUGCAGGUCAACCUCCUCAUGACCGACACCCGCGGGGCUGAGGACUGCCUCUACCUCAACAUCUGGGUGCCCCAGGGACUCAAAGAGGUUUCCACCAACCUCCCCGUCAUGGUCUGGAUCUUUGGGGGUGGCUUCCUUGCCGGUGCUUCCAACGGGGCCAACUUCCUUGACAACUACCUGUAUGACGGUGAGGAGCUCGCCAAUAGAGGCAACGUGAUCGUGGUGACUUUGGCGUACCGUGUGGGUACUAUGGGCUUCCUCAGCACAGGAGACGACGGCCUACCUGGAAACUACGGCUUGUGGGAUCAGCAUGCCGGUAUUGCGUGGGUGCACAGGAACAUCAAGGCUUUCGGUGGAGAUCCCUCCAACAUCACUCUCUUUGGAGAGUCUGCUGGAGGCGCCAGUGUCAACUUCCAGCUCAUUACUCCCAAGAACAAAGGCCUGGUGCGCAGGGGUAUUUCACAGAGCGGUGUGGCUCUGUGUCCCUGGGCGGUGAACAGGAACCCUCGGGAAUUUGCUGAGCUGGUUGCCACGAGGGUGGGAUGUCCCACAGAUGAAAAAAUGGUUGCUUGUCUGAAGAUGACUGAUGCUGUUGCUCUGACUCUUGCUGGACGCUUGAACAUGCAUGGGUCUGCAUCUGCUCCGAUUGUCCAAAAUCUGGUCCUUUCUCCUGUCAUUGACGGUGAUUUCUUGCCUGACGAGCCUGCCAAUCUUUUCCACAAUGCCGCCGAGGUUGACUACAUCGCCGGAGCCAAUGAUAUGGACGGCCAUAUCUUCACCGGCCUGGAUGUGCCAUCCAUCAAUCAGCCUAUUCAGAGCACACCUGUUGAGGAUUUGAAGACCCUCGUCGCUGCCCUGACCAAAGACAAGGGUCAGCCGGCUGCUGAUGCAGCCUACACCGAGUACACCCAGGGCUGGGGAUCCAGGCCCGACAAGGACGAGAUCAAGCAAGCUGUGGUCGCCGUGGAGACAGACUACAUCUUCCUGGUCCCCACGCAGGCCGCCCUCUACCUGCACCACAGCCUGGCCACCACUGCUCGCACCUACUCCUACCUGUUCUCCCAGGACUCCAGGAUGCCUCUGUACCCCAGCUGGAUGGGAGCCGACCAUGCUGAUGACCUGCAGUAUGUCUUUGGCAAGCCCUUCGCCACCCCUCUGGGCUACUGGCCCAAGCACCGCGACGUCGCUGGAUACAUGAUCGCAUACUGGACCAACUUCGCCAGAACUGGGGAUCCCAACAAAGGUGAGUCUGAUGUCCCUGUCAACUGGCCUGCAUUUGACAACACGACCCACCAGUAUGUGGAUAUCAACCACAGGAUGGGCAGGGACUCCGUCAAGCAGAAAUUGAGGCUGCGCUUUGUCAACUACUGGACCAACAUUUUUGAUAACAUGCCAACCAUCAACGAGCAGUAGAGCAGAUCCCCCAGUCUCCUCUACAGUCCAUUGUUAGUAUGCCAUUUCAGCUGUGAUCCCUGGGCAUCCUCAACACUCAUGUCAUCAGCAACUGUUGUCUAUGCUACUCAAGACCAAUCAACUCAAAUAAAAGCAAAACAACUUUAA